Molecule: messenger RNA, 3392 nt
Organism: Sander lucioperca (pikeperch)
Lineage: Eukaryota; Metazoa; Chordata; Actinopteri; Perciformes; Percidae
Product: voltage-dependent calcium channel gamma-5 subunit-like
Exons: 6
Coding region: 304-1137 (277 amino acids)
Biological process (GO): calcium ion transport; postsynaptic neurotransmitter receptor diffusion trapping; neurotransmitter receptor transport, postsynaptic endosome to lysosome
Cellular component (GO): postsynaptic density membrane; AMPA glutamate receptor complex
Molecular function (GO): channel regulator activity; voltage-gated calcium channel activity
Source: RefSeq, a predicted model, not a curated record
CUCCCCCCCUGUCCUCCGCACACCUGAUCAGAGGUGGAGUGCGGAGUUGGGCGCCACGUGCCACGCGCCACGCGGUUAGUACUGGCUUGGAUAGUAGUGGUGCGCGAGCUACUCAGCCACGGGUCCUGUCCGCCACACAGGCUUAUCGCGCGCCAAAACCGAGACAACACGAACCGACUGAACAGGGAGAAACAAGAGGGAAAAGAAUAAAGGAAGAGGGAGAGCAGUGCUUUCAUCAGCGAGUCUUCUUCGUGAAGCUCCCCUUUCUGCCGGCGGCGCCCCCCCUGCUGUUGAGGCUGUGGUAUGAGCCUAUGUGGCAGAAAGGCGCUGACUUUGCUGAGCAGCGUGUUCGCUGUUUGCGCCCUGGGCCUGUUGGGGAUCGCUGUAAGCACAGACUACUGGCUCUACCUGGAGGAAGGCGUCAUCCUUCCCCUCAACCAGACCAACGAGAUACGCAUGUCCCUUCACUCUGGCCUCUGGAGGGUUUGCUUCUUGGCUGGGGAGGAGAAAGGCCGGUGUUUUACGAUAGAGUAUGUGAUGCCCACUAACGUCCAGAUGACCUCUGAGUCCACUGUUAGUGUCCUGAAGAUGAUCCGUUCUGCCACACCCUUUCCUCUGGUCAGCCUCUUCUUCAUGUUCAUUGGUUUUGUUUUGAGUAACAUCGGCCACAUCCGCCCACAUCGCACCAUCCUGGCCUUCGUUUCUGGAAUCUUCUUCAUCCUGUCAGGUCUCUCUCUGGUAGUUGGUCUGGUAUUGUACAUCUCCAACAUCAAUGAUGAAAUGUUGAACAGAACCAAAACUAACGAGGCCUACUUCAGCUACAAUUAUGGCUGGUCAUUUGCUUUUGCUGCCAUCUCCUUCCUGCUCACUGAGACGGCAGGUGUCAUGUCAGUGUACCUGUUCAUGAAGCGUUACACAGCAGAGGAAAUGUAUCGGCCCCAUCAGGGCUUCUACCGGCCUCGCCUCAGCAACUGCUCAGAUUACUCCUGCCAGUUCCUCCAUCCAGACGCCUUGGCCGGGCGUGGUCGCAGUGCUUCCGCCAUCUCCUCUGAGGCCUCCGUCCAGAUGAACUCUCACAACUACCCUGCUCUCCUCAAGUGUCCUGAGUAUGAACAAAUGUCCUCCUCACCUUGCUGAGGCAGAGGAUGAGUUGUUGUGUUAGCACAGUAGGGGUCAUUUUUAUCUAUCUGGAUUUUGGAGUAAAAUUGACAGAUAAUUUGAUAUUAUCCAGCUUGAAUCGCUUCCCUCUUCAAGUGUCCUGACUAUGACCUGAUUCUACCCUCCCUACUGACAAUUUCUUAUUUACACUUUUUGCUUCUAUGGGGAGCAAAACUUAAGUUGAAGGCUAGCCAGUUCACUGUAUUCUGAGCUAACCUGUCAUGUUUCAGGUAGAGAUGUUAGAGGAUGAGAGAGGAAAGAGUUGGACCAGGUUGUAGUUUUAGUGAUAGGUGACUAGCAACCAGCUCAACUGAGAAAGGUAGGGUGAAGUUAUCUGAAAGGAGUAACUUGAGUAGCCUCAACUUGCAGUGAGCAAUUCAACUAUUUGCUUGUAGUAGCCUACAGCCACAAUCCAGAUCACUUUUUGACAGGAUAACAUGCUGCACAUCUGAAGACAUGGAGUGUUUAGAACUGGAUAGGCAACUACUGUAUGUGCAAAGGAUGCAGAGUCUGCAGGUAUAAUGAAUGUGAAUUUCAACCAUUCAAAUAUCAUUUUAUUUAACAUGCCGUUUGAUACACAAACUAUUUGACUAGGGUUACAGGCUAGGAUAGUUGGGUUUAUGAUGGAUGGUAUUUGACGUUCCAUAUGAACUUCACCUCUUACGCCACCCUCUGAGUAUUUCUUUAUCAAGUGUGUCAAUUUGCAGACAACAUUGGUUUUCAGUUAACAGCCAGAAGUACUUAUAUUCCCCCUUUAGGUGCUUUGUAUAGGAGCCAUUAAUUGUUAUGCAGCCACAUGUGUUUUCCUAAACGUUUUAAGCUGUAACUGAAGGGUGGAAUGCUUUGCUUUUUUUGUAUUUACAUAUAUUAUAUGUGGUUAGAUUACACUAUGUGAAAUUCUUCAUUCGGAAGCUUGUUUUUUUGGUCCCUUUCAGCAGUUUAAGUAUUGACACCAAAGGAAAGGUUAGUAUUACAUGCUGCUAGUAUGAGAAAUAUUGUUUUUAAAGGCCUACGUCUGAAUAUAUUAAUGGUUAUAUAAACUUUGAGUGUAUUGUUGUAUAUUCUUGUAAAGUAAAGGAAACAGCCCAAACAAAAAAUGCUUUAUUUGCUCUCAUAACCAGUUAUUAAUAAAAAUACAGGACUGCUUUACAUCAUUUCAAACAAUACAUAUGUACAUAAACCUUAUAUGGUAUCUGAGAACCUAUGAUUCCUGCAUACGGUGGUCUAAAAGUGUAUUUAAACAGCAUUUAAAAAGAAAACAAGCAGUACAGGGGCAACGCUGUUUGAUUGUGUUGAUCAGAUUAGACAACAUCUGUUAAACAUUUAAAGAAGAAGAGAAAGCCAAUGGGGAGAAGAUGGAGUUUGUGUGCUCAUAUGUUUUGAUGGAGAAUGUGAAUGUGGUGGUAUUAAAGACUAUUUUGAUAUGGAGCCAUUGUGAAUAGAAGAUAUGCUGAAGGAAACACUGAUGAAUUAUUUUUUUGUUGUUGCAUAUAGUAAAAUCCCUCUCAUACAGAAAUAUAUUAAGCCAAAUUAUAGAUGCAUAUUUUUUCAAUUUACCCCCUUAUAAUGACAUACAUCUUGUUAUCCAUAGUGUGCCAAGGAAGAAGUUGUAUCCAGGUUAAGUGGCUUAAGGUUAAGUAUUGAAUAUAUACAUGUCAUGCCGUGUGAGUAAACAUAUUACAGAGAAGCAUAUUGUCUUGUGCAAUAUUUUUGUUAGUUUAAUAUAUUACUACACUUAUAAUUAUUGUCAUUAUUUAAUGUUGCAUGGUGUGAACUACACAUAUUAUUAAUGGCAUGCAACAUUUCAUCACUGGAUCAUGGUAUUGCACCUGCAGCACAUGCAAACAAAACAAACAGACAUAAAACUAAUAAACACAAACUGUGCCAAGCUUUGCUCACUCUGUGUCGAUAUAUAGACCAGUUUCAUUUAGUUUAAUUUGAACACUGUAAAUAUGAAAUCAUCAGUGUGUAUAUAGGUUAAUUUUGUAUAUACUGAAAUACGUGUAAAAGAUAUGGUUAAUUUGAGUAGUAGAUUCAUCUGCAGUAUAUGCAUCACAUUGAGAAUGUGAGCUUUUGCAUAAUGGUAUAUAACAUAAAUGUAUUCAGAUGGUGUCACUGUCAGACAUGAACUGUCAAUAUCUGUGUAUUUUUACAAUCAGAGUCAUUUUCAUGUUAAAUGUGCAAUGGAAUAUGUAUACUCAAUGAAAUAAAGUUGAAUGGGAUUUGAGAAACAA